Colletotrichum destructivum is the source of this 1005-nucleotide messenger RNA. RefSeq lists its product as uncharacterized. Bases 1 to 1005 code for a protein of 334 amino acids. The transcript has a single exon. NCBI's taxonomy places the organism in Eukaryota, Fungi, Ascomycota, Sordariomycetes, Glomerellales, Glomerellaceae. The record is from RefSeq and is a predicted model, not a curated record.
AUGAGGCUCGCGUCCCUGAGCCUCAUGGGGUGGUCCUCCUUCCUACUCCCGGGAUCCGCCCUCGCGACGGUCCCCAUACUCACCGAAGUCUCACUCAAGGGCUGCGCCGACGUGUCCUGCCCGGCCGGCGCCGGCGCCGGCGACUUCGUCGGCGAGUCCAACUGCACCCUCGGCGGCUCCAACCUCCGCCGCGUUGGCAUUGCCCCCGAGGUCCUCGACAUCCCCAUCGACGACAACAACAUGACCGACAUCCGCAAGCUCUCUCUCACCGUCGCCACCCUCGCCAACGGGCCCUCCCAGAGCUCGCCCAACUGGAUAAAGAAGCAGCUCUACACCCAGUCCUACUACCUCGGCGCCCCCACCGGCCUCAACCUCUCGUCCGAACGCUACCCCAAGGGCUGCGCCCUCAUCUUCCAGCACCUAUUCCAGACCCUGCCCAUCGCCCACGAGGUGCCCGACCUGGACACCACCGACUGCAGCCCCUGGCUGCAGCAGUCGUGCAUGGACGAGAUCACCGGCUACGUUGACGACUUCCGCGCCGACCACGCAAAGAACGAGACCCUGCCGCGCUGCCAGGAGCUCGCCAUGUAUCUCGAGGACCGCACCCGCCGCGACAAGAACUUCCGCUGCAACCUCGUCGCCGGCGCCGUCAACAUCACCGGCGCCGAGAUCAUCGGGCCCGACGCCCCGACCCAGUUGGCGCGGGACGCCGGCGCCAACAACGACUGCCACCCGACCCUGCCGCGCUCCUACGACAUGCUGAAGCUGACCGACGUCGAGCUCAUCCUCGACGAGGAAGGGAGCACGACGAAGCCGACGGGCGGCCUCAACGGCUACACGCCCGUCAUGAGCGUGCUGUUCGACAAGCUGCUGUACUCGCAGUGGAUCUGCAUGAAGACCAUGAGCGAGUUCGACAAGGAGAACUCGAGCCCGAAGACGAGCACGCCGGUCAUGGCCGGUCUGCUCAUAGGCUUGACCACCCUGCUGGCUGUUUUGAUGCUGUGA